Yamadazyma tenuis ATCC 10573 is the source of this 1018-nucleotide messenger RNA. RefSeq names its product dihydrofolate reductase (gene DFR1). Gene Ontology annotation, cellular component: mitochondrion. Gene Ontology annotation, biological process: dihydrofolate metabolic process; folic acid metabolic process; tetrahydrofolate biosynthetic process. The record is from RefSeq and is a predicted model, not a curated record. Gene Ontology annotation, molecular function: dihydrofolate reductase activity; NADP binding. Lineage: Eukaryota; Fungi; Ascomycota; Pichiomycetes; Serinales; Debaryomycetaceae.
AAAUCGCGCUUUCAGACCUAUUAAUUAUUCAUGAAGUCGAUAACACCGGUAGUGGCUGCGUUGAUGCCCAAUCUAGGCAUUGGUUAUAAGGGCAAGUUGCCUUGGAGACUAAGUAAGGAGAUUAUCAACUUCAAGAACAUCACUUGCAAAGCUGCUGAUAAUAAGAGAAACGCAGUGAUCAUGGGUCGCAAGACAUGGGAAUCCAUACCUAAGAAGUUUAAACCCUUACCCGACAGGUUAAACAUCGUGCUAACAAGAACCAUCACAGAAGAACAUACGAACACUGAUGAUCUAAUUUAUUUGAAUGAUUUUAACAAAAUCUCCAGUGUAAUUGAUGAUUCAAUUGAUAAAGUGUUUUUAAUUGGAGGGUCUGAAUUAUAUAACCACCUUUUUAAGUCCAACGUGAUUGAUUCAAUUAUCUUAACGGAGUUGCACACAGAAAAUUCAGUCGAGAUAGAUACAUUUCUCGAUUGGGAUUUAACUGACUGGGUGCAAAAAAGCCAUGAAGAUUUAUUAGCGUUUGCUGGAAUUGACCUUGAACCGGAAUAUAACGAAAAGGGAUACACAUAUAAAUACUCCUUGUAUCAGAGACAAUAGCUCAUCUACCAAUUAAUAUAUAUUUAGUAAACGGUAAUCACUCUAUAUAAUUUCUAUUCAAUUUGAAUAUCUCGUUGCAUAAGUGGUACCAGGUGUAUGAUCUGGAUCUACCUUUGAGGCUAUUCAAGUAGUUCUCAUACAAGUACAAAUCGUAGAAGAUUCUCAAGUUGGGCUGGAUGAUAAUGUUAAAUCUGUUGAUCCGGGUUAUCAUGUAACUCUCUAUAAGUGAUAGUUUUUGGAAUCUCAUCAAACUUGCAAUCACCAAAGAUGCCAGGCGAGAUACUCCAAUCUGACAAUGAUAAAACGUCUUCAUCGACUGGUCGGGGUUCAGCAAGUAUUUUAGUUGUAUAUGGUCCGGCACCUCGAUCAACAACGGAAGAAUCUCAUCUUUACCAUCAUCUUUAAGAUUGUCAAUGUACAA